ACAGGAGGGCGUACGUUGCGUCGCGUAGUUUCCUGCCAAAUCUUGGUCGUUUCUUAUCCAGUAAAGGUUCGAGUAAUGUGCUGUAAUCAUAGUCGAUCUUGUCGAGUUCGUUGCGUUUAAAAUGAAUCAAAUUUUGAAGAUCGGUGUGCUUUUCGCGACUCUCGGAUCGCUAUCGUGCACGAACGAUAUUACUCAGCAAUAUGGAACAGCCAAGUACGGCGAGGGAUGCAUAAGAGAUCGUAAUUGCAUUCCGCAUGCAUUCUGCAAGGCACAAAUGACCUGUAUCUGCGAACAGUAUUACUCGCCCACCCCGGACAAGACUAUGUGCAUCGCUAGCGAGGGAUUAUUUUGCACGGAAGAUUCGACUUGUCGAUCGAUGACGAACGCCGAAUGCAAACAAGGGAAAUGCGCUUGCAAAGAUUCCUACGUUUUGGACACGACCAAUUCCUCGAAUUGUAUUAACAGGCCGUCGAUGGUGGGCGAUCGUUGUCAGAGGAUCGACGAUUGUCAAGACGUACUUGGUCGUGCUAUGUGCAUCAAUGAAAUUUGUCAGUGCGUCUCGGGGUACCACUUUGUCAAUCACACUGGAAAAUGCAUCCAGACAAGAUUUUUGUACAACACGUGCACGAAGGAUUACGAAUGCAUGGGACUCGGUAAGGAAGAUAUCCUUAUAUGCAAAGGUAGCCAAUGCGUUUGUAAGGAUGGAGGAGCGAAUUGUAGCAAAGCUUCCAUGUACGCAAUUCUUGGAAUUCCACUGAUACUUUUAUCGUUACUACAUCGACUUUUUUAGAACAGUAUCUCUAAACAAAUUU
Messenger RNA from Colletes gigas, 812 nucleotides. RefSeq names its product prion-like-(Q/N-rich) domain-bearing protein 25. The transcript is spliced from 6 exons. The record is from RefSeq and is a predicted model, not a curated record. NCBI's taxonomy places the organism in Eukaryota, Metazoa, Arthropoda, Insecta, Hymenoptera, Colletidae. Bases 122 to 790 code for a protein of 222 amino acids.